AUGCUAGUAGAUUCGACAGAAAAAGAUGAAAAUCUAGAAACAUAUUGUUUGAUUUGGUUGGACAAGUCAGUAAAUAAAUCAGAAGAAAAUUUUCAUGCUCAACAAAUACUGCGAGGAUCGAUUCAUCGUUUAUUGACCUUUGACGAUGAGGAACGAUGCUUAGACUAUAUUGAUCAUCUGUCCGAUGAUGAUCGAAUUGUUAUGAUUGUCAGUGGACAACUCGGUCAAGCAAUAGUUCCUCAAAUUGCGUACCUUCGAAAAAUCGUAUCUAUUUAUGUAUAUUGUAUGGAUAAGCAAGCCAAUGAAAAAUGGGCUCAACAUUUUUCUAAAGUGAAAGGUGUUGUCGCUCAAUUAGAUCAACUUAUUCAUCUCAUUCAAUCACAUCAAACGCAACGGCAAUAUACUAGAAUUGAUGAAUCUUUAGUAAUCAAUGUUUUUAAACCAAAAACUCAAAAUUACGAACAAUCAUCUACGGGAUUAAAUGGUCAAUUCAUUCAUUCACAAUUGUUAAUUGAUUGUCUUAUUCGAAUGGUACCAACAACCAAUGAUAAACAUGAUUUUACCAAUGUUUGCAAAGAACAUUAUAAAAACAGUCCAGUUGAAUUAAGUAUCGUCGAAGAAUUCGAUAAGCAAUAUUCAUCUCAACGAGCGUUAUGGUGGUACACACGCGAAUGUUUUAUCUAUCGAUUAUUGAAUAAAGCACUACGAGUACAAAAUAUUGAUAUAUUGUUUUUAUUAAGAUUUUUCAUUCGAGAUAUUGGACAACAAUUAGAAAGGAAUAAAUGUUUAUCGCCGAUUCGAGCCUAUCGAGCACAACAAAUGUCAAAAGAUGAACUCGAAAUAUUGAAAAAUUCCAUCGGAGAAUUUAUAUCAAUGAAUUCAUUUAUUUCGACGAGUCUUAAUCGACAGAAGGCUCGAGCGUUUCUCUAUUCUACUAAUUUGACAGAUGAUAUGGAAAAAGUCUUCUUUGAAAUAGAUGCUGAUCCUCGCUUGAAAAAUAUCAAAGCAUUUAGUAAAAUCAUUUCACUGAGUUGUUUUCCAGAAGAAGAAGAAGUACUUUUCACGGUUGGAUCAAUCUUUCGACUUGAUAACAUUCAAUGUGAUAGCGAAGGAAUUUGGAUUAUUCGAAUGAUCUUAUGUUCUGACAAUGAUCAUCAGCUGCAAACAGUUGUUCAACACAUGCAAAAUGAAUUAGGUACCGAACAAACCAAUACUCUAGUUUUUGGUCACGUCCUUCGCAAGAUGGGUAAAUUGGAUGAUGCGGAAAAAUAUUAUCGUUUUUUUCUCGAACAAUUCUCUUAUGACGAUUCAAAUUUGGCACAUGGUUACCACGCGUUAGGUCUCGUAGCAAAUGAAAAAGGUGAUUUUGGAGCAAGUUUGAUAUGGUAUAAUAAAUCACUUGAGAUCUUCUUGCGAAUAUUGAAACCAAAUGAUCCAAAUAUCGCUGUUUCUCAUAACAGUAUCGCCAUCGUACAUCAGCGGAACGGUGAUUAUAUCCGUGCAUUGGACUCGUAUGAGAAGGCACUAGCGAUUUGGAAAAGAGUUUAUGGUGAAGACCAUCCUUGCAUAGGUAUAUGUCUCAAUAAUAUGAGUAAUGUUUAUCGAAACGAAAAGCAAUAUACAAAAGCAUUAGAAUGCGUCGAGAGAGCAUUGAAUAUUCUACGGAAGCAUCUUCCUGUUGAUCAUGCCGAUUUAGCUGCACUCUAUGGAAGUAUGGCUAAUAUUCAUCUAUGUCUCGGCCAUCACGAUGAAGCCUUACAAAAAUAUAAUCUUUCGCUUGAAAUUAACAAAAAAACUCUUCCUUCUCAACAUGCUAACAUUGCCAUAACACUAAACAAUAUUGGAAUUGUCUAUGAGGAUAAGAAUGACUAUCGACAAGCACUUCAUUAUUUUAAGCUAGCAGAAGAUAUCUAUCGACAUUCUUUACCUUCCGCGCAUCCUAAAUUAAUUCAACUUGAACAAAGUAUCAAACAUAUGUUAUCAAAAAUAAAAUAG
This is a messenger RNA of Rotaria socialis, 1995 nucleotides long. Lineage: Eukaryota; Metazoa; Rotifera; Eurotatoria; Philodinida; Philodinidae. The record is from the annotation of a GenBank genome assembly.